Messenger RNA from Fopius arisanus, 1791 nucleotides. It is a transcript of the gene Hbg2, whose product is annotated as maltase 2. Lineage: Eukaryota; Metazoa; Arthropoda; Insecta; Hymenoptera; Braconidae. Gene Ontology annotation, biological process: carbohydrate metabolic process. The transcript has a single exon. The record is from RefSeq and is a predicted model, not a curated record. Bases 10 to 1713 code for a protein of 567 amino acids.
CAUGCAAAGAUGUCAUUGCGUGUGCUAUCAUUGGUAUUACUGGCAAUCGUUGUCCAGCGGGCAGCUGCAGCGAGCAAGACCAAAGAAUGGUGGAAAGACGCAUUCAUAUACCAAAUCUAUCCACGUAGCUUCAUGGACAGUGAUGGUGACGGUAUUGGAGAUCUGAAGGGAAUCAUAAGUAAGCUGGAGCACUUUGUUGACCUGAACGUGAGUGCAAUAUGGAUAUCGCCAAUCUACGUGAGUCCAAUGGCCGAUUUUGGAUAUGAUGUAUCGAACUUCACGGACGUUGAUCCGACGUUUGGCAACAUAACGGACUUUUCAGCUCUUACAGCCAAGGCUAAGGCACUGGGUCUGAAGGUAAUCCUUGAUUUUGUGCCAAAUCACACUUCCGACAAGCACCCGUGGUUCGUGAAUAGCGUGAAAAGGAUCAAACCCUAUACGGACUAUUACGUAUGGAUGGAUGGAAGCCUCGUCAACGGCACGAUCUACCCUCCGAAUAACUGGUUGAGUGUAUUUGGAGGCUCAGCUUGGACAUUCAAUGCUGAAAGGGGCCAAUACUACCUCCACCAGUUCACAACUGGUCAACCGGAUUUGAACUACCGCAGUGCUGCGGUCAUCACUGAAAUUGACGCUGCCCUCACUUUCUGGUUGGACCACGGUGUCGAUGGCUUCCGAAUCGAUGCCAUUAAUUACCUGUUCGAGGACAUUGAGUAUCUUGACGAGCCGAGGCUCUUCAGACCUGACUUACCUGUCGACGACUACGAAACUCUGGACCACAUCUACUCAAAGGACCAGGUCGAAACCUACACACUGCUCAAGUCCUGGAGGAAGCUUCUGGAUACUCACAGCAAGAAGGACAAGGAGACUAAGAUUCUGCUGACGGAGGCUUACACGGAUAUGCCCCAGACCAUCAAGUAUUACGACGCUGGCUCUAAUAUUCCCAUGAAUUUCAUGUUCAUCACGCCUCUCGAUAACCGGUCAACGACGCGCGAUUUUAAGAGAAAUAUUGACGCCUGGAUCAAUGAUGUACCAAAAGGCCACUCACCAAAUUGGAUUGUUGGUAAUCAUGAUCAGCAUCGGGUGGCCACUCGGUACGGACGCAAGAGGGCUGAUGGGUUUUUGAUGUUAGCCGCUGUUCUGCCUGGAACGGGAGUCAUCUACUACGGCGAUGAGAUCGGUAUGGAGGACCGCAAUAUGACGUUCAAUGAGACUGUUGACCCGGCAGGGUGCAAUGCAGGACCUCAGAGGUAUCGACUGAAGUCCAGGGAUCCUGAGAGGACACCCUAUCAAUGGGACAACACAACUAACGCUGGAUUUUCCACCGGUAACACGACGUGGUUGCCUGUUCAUCCCAAUUACAAGGAGCUCAACCUGGCUGCUCAGAAAAUCGACCCGUCCUCUCAUUAUUCACUCUUCAAGAAACUCGUUGCUCUGAAGAAGAUGCCCAUCAUAGACAGCGGAGAGGUUGAGGUGAUUCUCGUCGGCUACGAGGUGAUGGGCGUUGUGAGGAAAUCGCCGGAUGUGGCGCCUGUUGUUCUGCUGAUGAAUUUCGAAUCCUAUCCGCUUGUCAUCGAUGCCAGGACGUGGAUGAAUAUUCCUGAGGAGAUGACGGUACUCGUUUCGAGUGUCGGAUCAGGAAUUCCCUCGGGAGUGACGAUGGACACAACAGAGAUUCUCCUAUCUGCUGGUGCCUCCGUGAUCCUCACGGGUUGAUGAUUGUAUUUUUUCCAAUUGCUUUUAGUCUCCUUUUGAUGAAAUGAGAUAAAGAUUAUUUUGCUGAAUAAAAUGGAA